AUGAGGCAGUCAUCACAACAAUGCGCCGAGUCAGAUCCUCCAGCUCUCCCAGUUGAACAUCGCGCGAUGGAGGCCACCACUACCAUGAAAUCAAACACCUGGAACAAUUACUUCAUUCGGUUCUCAUCCACCUCCAUCCAUGCGCUAUGUGAUACCUAUGAACUCAUUGAGGGAGCAUCCCAUGACGACCACAGUUUGACCCCCUCGACCCCCUUUUUCCUGAACUAUGACAACGGAUGGGUGGUAGGGCCCAAACAACGGCUUUUAUUCUGGGUACCACCUGCUUCUCGACGCCUAUUUUAUAGCCCUGGAACUGCAAUGGUGAUCCCUAGAGGAGGUCCUGAGCUUGAUUUGAGCCGCAUGGCACAUGGACAGCACUGGCAAAAGUGCCGAGAGGGGUGA
This is a messenger RNA of Suillus bovinus, 402 nucleotides long. RefSeq lists its product as uncharacterized. Lineage: Eukaryota; Fungi; Basidiomycota; Agaricomycetes; Boletales; Suillaceae. The transcript has a single exon. The record is from RefSeq and is a predicted model, not a curated record. The coding region runs from base 1 to 402 and encodes 133 amino acids.